AUGAUGGCAUUAACCUGCCUUUUUCUUGCCGGAAAAGUAGAAGAAACGCCUAAAAAGUGCCGAGAUUUGGUUCAAAUGGCUAACGACAAAUAUCCAAUACAAUUUGCUGGAAUAAAUUUAAUUGACGAGCUAAUUCUGCUUGAACGCAUUUUGCUGCAAUCAAUUCGUUUUGAUCUUCAUGUUGAACACCCGUAUAACUUUCUGGUGGAAUAUGCAAAGGAAUUUAAACUUGAUAAGGAUUAUAUGAGCAAAAUUGUGACAAAUGCCUGGACUUUUAUUAAUGAUUCAUUAGCAACCAGUCUUUGUUUAUUAUACGAACCGGAAGUUAUUGCUGUUGCUGUUCUUUAUAUGUCGUUUAAAAUGGAAAAAAUGGCCUCUCAUUUGUCUUCAGAGGGAGAGGAGGCAAAAAUGAAGGAAGAUACUGAAUGGUGGAAUAUUUAUGUGCAAAAUUUGGCAGUUAAAACGAUGGAGGAUAUUUGUCAUAAGGUGUUGGACUGUGUGGAGGAUGCAGGUGUAGAAGACAUUGACGAAACGAGUAAUUUAGCUUAUAAUUAAAAUUGUUAUUUAAUUCGUUAAAUUUGUUUAUUUUAAAUUGGCAAAGGAAAACAUUUAGCUGAGGAAUUAGGUCAUAAUUUUGAUGGAGUGGAUUUGACAGGGCGUGAACAACUUUGCAAUCAAUGAUUAAGUAUUUUUGUAGGUUGAAAAGAAGGGAUUUUAGUUUUGGUUCAAGUAAUUUAGGAAAAUGGAAGAGACCCAGCUUAGUUA
Messenger RNA from Meloidogyne enterolobii, 765 nucleotides. Lineage: Eukaryota; Metazoa; Nematoda; Chromadorea; Rhabditida; Meloidogynidae. The record is from the annotation of a GenBank genome assembly.